AUCUCUAGAUUGUGAGUGUAUAAAUAGCCGUCGUGAAACUAGAGUUCGUUAUUCUAGUGUUCUGAACUCUACAAGAACUAUACUCAGCGAUUUAAGGUAAAAUCGACUCAACACAAGAAAAUAUGCUGAAGCUGAUAUGUCUGGCUGUUUUGGCCUGUGGGGCAUACGCGAUAGUGUGCCCGCCCAACAUCUGCGACACCAUGGACUGCGCCGCAAUGGACAGUUGUAACGGAUUGGUGAAAAAGAACGGAGGGUUUUGUGGAUGCUGCGACAGCUGUAUCACUCAGCUUGUGGAAGGAGACGCGUGCAGUACUUUCCUCCUGUUGGGGGUGCCCUCCACUGAAUCCUGUGGGGACGGACUGUACUGUGACCAGCACACACACCGAUGCCACCCGAUCGUUAAGCGGGAUCUUGGCCCAUGCGCACAGAGGCUGGCGGAAGUAAAUGCUCAGCUCGAUGCCUCUCAGCAUAUGUUGCUUGGAUUAGAGAAGCCACACUGUGACACCAAUGGUAACUACCUCGGAAUGCAGUUCUCUGGAUCCCAGGCUUACUGUGUGACGGAGGAUGGCACCAUGAUUAACGGUUACAUGGUCAACAGGUGGGAAACAGGGGAUAGCAUGACUUGUCAGUGCGCUCGUGACCAGUACAAAUACAUGCAGUCAGGGCUGAUCGGCAAGAUGUUCAACUGUGCUCCCAACGGUAACUACGCCUCGGUAGGAUGUACCGGGUCUGUGUGCUACUGCAUUGACCAGAGUGGAAACCAAGUGGGUGUCUCAACAAUUCCCAUUGGUCAACAGGAUGCUCUUAACUGCUAGGGAUAAGAGAUAAAAGCGCCUCUGCAGCAAUAAAAGCCCUAUACAGUGGAAUUUCGAAAAUAAACUAUACACUUUUA
Mya arenaria is the source of this 892-nucleotide messenger RNA. RefSeq lists its product as uncharacterized. The record is from RefSeq and is a predicted model, not a curated record. The coding region runs from base 123 to 815 and encodes 230 amino acids. Lineage: Eukaryota; Metazoa; Mollusca; Bivalvia; Myida; Myidae. The transcript is spliced from 7 exons.